This is a messenger RNA of Anguilla anguilla (European eel), 6570 nucleotides long. Its product is annotated as nck-associated protein 5-like. The record is from RefSeq and is a predicted model, not a curated record. Gene Ontology annotation, biological process: microtubule bundle formation; microtubule depolymerization. The coding region runs from base 670 to 6495 and encodes 1941 amino acids. Gene Ontology annotation, cellular component: microtubule plus-end. Lineage: Eukaryota; Metazoa; Chordata; Actinopteri; Anguilliformes; Anguillidae. The transcript is spliced from 20 exons.
AUACAGACUCACGCAUCAUUCCACAGAAACUGUUACUGGCUAUGCAUGUAAAAUAGAAACAUAAUUUAAUGUGUUCCAUCAGCAAUAUAUUUGAUAUGUUCAUUUAUUUUGUAUACGACAAUUAUACGCCUUAACACAACUGUACCGAACUGAAAUCACGCAUGUACGAUCCUACAACAGAUGCUACAUGUUAUCAGUAUUUCUUUGCUUAAAAAGGAUCAGUAGCCUACUAUGUUUGUCUUGCAGCAAUAAAAUAAAAUAUGGAAACAUUGGCUUCACCAUUCCAUUUCUAUGCUCAAAACAAAACAGACUGACCGGGCGGUUCUGCUGCCAAUUUGCUACUGUCAACAAGCUUUGAAUUCUGCUCUGUUGGUUUGUGUAAGUGUAUGUCUUGCUGAAAAGACAAGUUCAGUGCAUCCCUUCAGACGACGCUCAUCCGGUGAACGCGGACAAGGCCACGAGCCCGCCAGUCACGUGGCUACCUUUAAAAAUGUUUUCAUUCUGCGCCGAGUUCAGCAGACACUUGAAGAUUGUUCCCGUGCUGCCCCUCUCUACGCCGACUACAGAGUUCUUGGAAAGGCCAGGUAGCAACUGCGCGCUAAACCACUGCACGUCAAUGUAACGAAAGUAGAGUUCCCAGUUUUACAGAGGGCCACUGUGGAGUGAGCCAUGACCUCGGAUGGAUGUCUGGACAACACAGAUCCACUGAAGAGGCUCUCCCUGGAAAGUGGCGUUGUGGAAUACAUGGAUUCUAACAAGUGCGUUGAGGAGCUGCUCAAACAGCUGGAGGAGGAACAGCUUCACGUGAGAAGGGAGAAGCUGGCCGCGGCUCGCCUGUGGAGGGAAGUCUUACGGACCAAAGGCGAAGGAACAAUGUGGGAGAAGCUGAUCCAGAAGCUGGAGGAAGAGAGAGCCCUGAGACUGGACAGGGAGAAGCACCUGCAGGAGGUCACGGAGGGGUCGGAGGUCGGCCGAGUGCAGAUGGUAUCGCUGCAGCAGCACUUCUCCAGGAUGGAAGAGACGGUGCGGACGCUGCUGCAGAACCAGGGGGCCCUGGACCCCUCCGCCUUGGAUACUGUGGACCUGAUGAAGGCCUACAAGGACAAGCUCUCCGAGGAGGUGCGUAAGCGGAGGGAGAGCCUGGAGGAGGAGGAGGCGCAGCCGGGGAGCGGCGGCGGCGGAGCGGAGGAGGACCGAGAUAAGGAGACCAAGGCCCUCCUGGAGAGACUGCGGGCCCUGGAGGCGGAAAACUCUGCGCUGGCGAUGGAGAACGAGAGCCAGAGGGAGCAGUACGAACGGUGCCUGGACGAGGUUGCUAAUCAGGUUGUGCAGGCCCUGCUUACUCAAAAGGACCUGAGGGAGGAGUGUCUGAAACUGCGUACCCGGGUGUUCGACCUGGAGCAGCAGAACAGGACUCUGAGCGUCCUGUUCCAGCAGCGGGUGCGACCGGCCUCCGACCUCCUCCUCCAGAAACUCCACUCCCGGAUCAUGGGUCUCUCUGCAGGGGACCUGAUCCUGGAUCCAGAGAAGAGUAAAAAUUUCCUGCUGUCCCGUAACUCUGACUCGCCCCCUCAGGACGCCCAGCUGAACGGGAAGGCGGGGGUCCCCGUGGGGAGGUUCCCCAGCCAGCUGAGUCUGACGGUCCCGGCGGCGGGGGGCGGGGGAGGCUACCCCCGGAGCAGCUGCAGCAGCAGCGAGCUGUCCCUGUCCAGCGCCUGCAGCGACUUCUCCAGCGGCUCCCACACCUGGAACGAGGGCCGGUCCAGCGGCAGACUGUCGUCUUUGAACUGGGAGAAAAGAUCAAGCCUGGGCUCAUCGGCACCCAGCAAUAUUUGUGGCCCCGCUGAGGAACAGCUCCCUGCCCGGAAGAAGGAAUGCCACAUUCUGGAGGGGUUGAGGAGGCUCCAGAGGCGCAAGCCCAAAGGCUCUUCCAGAUCCGGAGACUCUAAAUCGGGCUACAAGGACUGCAUGAACUCCAACGAAGGGAUCUAUUCCCUGGGGACCAAAUGUCGGAGCCAAACGGCACCCAAACCUUCCUCAGCGGACAAGACCGCCGGACUGUGGGCUGGGGACAAGGGGUUUGUUUACGACUCCGACGAUGCCGAUGAUGAAUUUCCCCGCCCUUGCAGCACAGACCGCUGGGUACCGAGCCACGGGAAGUCAGAUGGCCUCUGCGGCCCAAUGGAGAAGCUCAACGCUGGAGUGGGGGCUGCUUCUCCGAAGCGCCCAGCCGUCACUGGCUACGACUCCAAGGAGCGGCCUGAGAAGCUCACGAGCUUCCUCAGCGGCUUCUUCUUCUCCGGUGGGAGAGCCCGCACCACCGCCAACCCUUCCCUGCUGCCGUGUGAGGUGAGCCACGUAGAGGCCAGCCUCUCUCAUCCCCACCACUCGGACUCGGAUGAGCCCGGGGACCUGGAGAGUAGCAGCGGGCGGUUAGCCUCCCAGCCAGGAAGGGACCCCAGGCGACUCUCCAGGGGGUUUGAGGAAAAGCUAGCGCCCCGAUGCUUGAGGAAGGACCACAACCGAGCGCAGUCUGCGGACAGUAGGCCGAGGCCCCUUAGCCUCAUCGAUCGGCCCAAGGUAUCCAAGAGUGCGCAGUCCGAGGAAUGUCUCGCCAUGGCCUUCAACAGGGAGCAGCCUGUUGAGUAUGGCUCACAGCAUCUUGCAGUCAUGGGUCAAAAUGCGAUCCCAAGACGCCGACCUCAAAGUGCAUGUAUCAGUGAGUACACCCAGCUCGUAUCUCAGGGGAGGCCUACCUGUCAGAGGGGAGGCGAUGUGAGGAAUUACAUCGUCUUAGAGUCACCGGAGAAGCCCGUUGAGCUUCAUUCCCCUAGAAUGGGGAGGAAAAGUAUUUUGCACCAGAGUGAGGACUCACAGCAGCAAAAACCCACAAGGUCCCCCAACAACCGCGCUCAGAAAGGUCACUCCGUCCCUCCCAUGGUGAAUGGUGCUUCCGGCCCGAAGGCUAACUUAACUAAGAUCCCUGGCCGAAGCAGGGAAUCUCCCCUCAAGGUGUCCACCGAAUCAGGCGGCGGUGCUUCCGUCGCUCCCCCGAGCCAGGAGCGGUCCCCCUCCUCCCCGCCGGUCAAAUUGUCCAAGUUUGGCAGACCCCCUGGGUGUGGUUACUCUGCUCAGAGCCCCCGAGCGGCUCACCCAAGCUCCAAGCUUCCAUGCAGGACUGAAUGGGGAAAAGGUCCCACCUCCAGCAUCCCAGGCUCUCCACUCCUGACUAGGAGGCACUUGGAGCCCAUGGACUGUGGCGAGCUGCCCACCCAUGAUGUUGGGCAACAACUUGAACUCAGGUCCCCUUCUCCACCGCCCCCUCCUGGUCGCUCUACCUCCCUACUGAUCAGACCAAACUAUGAAGGCACACCUCAAGCACUAAGACCUGGGUUUCACCAAAACACACCCAGCACUGUGAGGGUAGCCCCUCAUGGCUCCCAAACACACCCUCAUGCUUCACCAUCUGUGCUUAACGGACAACAUCCUGGCACUCAUAAGAGCCAAGACACUGCCCUCUGGGAUGCAAGUUAUAACACAGAGGCUGUACCUCAGAGGUUAGUGGAAGGUCCUAGCCACCCCUUUCAAAAAUCUCCCGUUUCUUGUCGGACCCCCUUGAGGGGAUCACCAAAAAAGGUCACUGCAAAGCUCUACCCCUCAUCAGCUUCAGGACAUGCUCCAGAUCUUCACGAUACCAUAUCCAAAGGUUCAAAAAACAGUCUUCAGAAAGGGCAGUCACUGCAGAACACAAAUUGUGGCAAGAAAGGGCAGCUUCCUGAGAAUGGAUACCCCCAGUUGUAUAAGACCUCAGGCAGCUUGCCCAUCUCUCUGCAGGGUCACUCUCCAGACGUUAUAGGGUCCUGCGGGUCUGCUUUUCUGCCUUCCCAAGCAAUGUCAGACCCCGCAGUACUGGGGCUCAGUCCUCAGAACUCAGCAGAAAGGGUCACCAAAACACGCAUUCCUCUUGGCAUGAAAGCCUUGGUGAAAUCACCUGCUGUGUUGAGGGAAAGCUCCUCUGUAUCAGAGCAGCAAGAUAAAGACCACACCAACAGCACCUCCAAAGGGCCAGCGGCUACAUCCAGCACUUUCAGUCUGCGGUUGAGACCUGAAAUCCGCUGCAGCUCGAUGGAUGGAGAGCUGCUCCCUCCAGUGGUGGCCGAGGACGGUUCGCUCUGUGAAGAGAUGGACGCAGAAGGCAGGCUGUUCAAGCGAUCCAUCUCCGUCUCAACCAAGCCCCACUUAAAGCCGGCGCUGGGGAUGAAUGGAGCCAAAGCUCGCAGCCAGAGCUUUAGCACCCACUACAUGCAGAAACCCUGCAUCGGAACGUCAGAGGGAGCGGGGAAGGUUCGCACCCACAUCAUAACAAACACGGGCGAUCGAGGGAGCUCCUUGACCAGGCAGAGCUCCCUCGGAGACGGCUUCCAGCCCAGGUCCGCGGGCGGGUCUCGAGAGAGCCUUCCCCAGUGCGCUGUCAACACCCGCCAGGGCCCUCACGGGUGCAUGACUGGCUCCAGCAGCAAUCACGGCCUACCGGGCAAAAGCGCCGCCAGGGCCAGCGCUCAGAAGGAGGUCCGCAGUCUGCCUCUCAUCGACAGGUUUGGUCCCAGGAGCUCUAGACGGCCAGCAAAAGUGGCGUCACACCCUCAGUUUGACUCAGAAUCCUUCCCCGUCUACAACCCUGAACUGAAAGUGGAGGGUGUCGGGACAAGACUGCCCGCAACAAAUAAAUUUGACCUGGCGAGGAGCAUCUCAAAACAACAGGCUGGUGGCGGCGGCGGCAAAGGGCUUGAAGAGCCUGAGAAACUUGUGAGCCCCUCCACCACCUGCACCAUUGAGGAGAAGGUGAUGAUGGGCAUCCAGGAAAAUGUACAGAGAGGCCAGGAGCUGAGCAAGUCCCAGGCUUCUGAAGCUAAGCACAGGACUGGCUCGUCCAUUGCUAACUGGUUUGGCUUCCGCAAAAGCAAGCUUCCAGCCCUGGGGGGCAAGAAAAAUGAUGCCCCUAAAGGAAAAGAGGAGAAAAAAGAGAGCAAAGAGGAGAAGAAAGAGAGCAAGAUUGGCUCAGUGCUGGGAGGCAGGCAGACAAAGCCUGACAAAGCAAAGGAUAAGACGAAAAAUGAAAUGCAUUACAGGGACAGUCACGAUCAAGCGAUAACAGAAAACAGGGAUAAACUAGACUCAAUAAUGGAUCAGUGCCAUUUCCAGAUGGGACAACAUACAAAUCAGAUCCAGCAUUCUGUGAGCUACAUGGGCAAGGAGCAGUUUAUGAAGGAGAUUCUAAUCAGGAGUGUAACUAAGGGCAGUUCCCAUGGUGCAUCUCUCCCAGGCAUCCCCAACAGUCCCCAGGGCAUUUCCAUUGAAAAGAGAGGAAUGGGGGAAGAUAUCGAGAUUCAUGUUGAUGCCAAGACCAAGAGUGUGACCCAGAAGAUCAACCUCAGGGGUGAGGCUGAAGCAGACCUCGAACCGGAACCAAACUGUCAAGACCACAUGAUCGGCUCCAGCUGCCAGACCCGAACUUUGGAUAGCGGGAUAGGGACGUUCCCCCUACCUGACUCCGUUGCCCGGGCAACUGGGCGACAGCUCCCCAAAUCCGCAUCCAGCCCCGGGCAGGCUCUUGCCGCACCGGCUGAGCCUGCCAAAGACCCAACUUCAACUUCACCACCCAAGCCACAAGUGCCUUCCAAGUCCAGCCAUGAGACCCCACACGAUGCCAGCCACGCCCUGCCAGACUGCGCCGAAUCCAGCAGAGAUGUGCGUGACCUACAGACCCACCUGGCUAAACCAACCACCUCAGGUGUGAUGAAAGGUCAGAGGUUAAGCAAGAGUGAAUACAGGACAAGCCCUGCCCAGAGCCCAGAGGAUCAUGGGAAGGAGAAGGUGAAGAGGAAGAACAGCAAUCAGAGCCCGCCCACAGACGGGACGCUUCGAUUUAGCGCGUACUCGGGGAGCAGCGGCAGCGGCGGGGAAACGGACGGCGAGUUGGACCCGGCGUCCGCGGCGGUGUGCCUCGGCCGCGAUGCGUCGCUCAGCGAAACCGGGAGAACGAGACGAGCAUAUCAGGAGGAGGAGGAGGAGCUCCGGAAGGGCAGUGUGCAAAACCACCUGUCAAUCAUGGAGUACUACCAACAGGAAGUGCUCAUCCACUACAGGAGGGAGGAGCAAAGGGAGGCUGAUCAGUACAGCUCCACAGACAGAGAGAGGAAACCCCAGCAGAAGAAGAACAAAAUGGCCGACUCGACGGGCGAGGAGAGCCAGCUCAUCUUCCCGGGCGUCUCCCUGGAGUCGCUCAACGCGCUCAACAGCAACGGCGGGCCGCGCCCGGAGACGGAGCGGAAGAGCGGCCCGGACGAGGCGGCGGGAAGAGGGCGGGAACGCCGGACCGAGGAGCCCUCGUCCGGCUGCUCGGACCAGCCCGGGGCGGACAGCCUGGGGUCGCUGAGCGACUCGCUCUACGACAGCUUCUCCUCCUGCACCAGCCAGGGCUCCAGUGAGGUUUAGACGCGCCGAGUCUCUGCGUCCGUCGCGGUUUGUCUUCGGACUACCAAGCACUUGCAGUAAACAAAAUUUUUUUUU